Molecule: messenger RNA, 2057 nt
Organism: Caenorhabditis elegans
Lineage: Eukaryota; Metazoa; Nematoda; Chromadorea; Rhabditida; Rhabditidae
Gene: Y57G11A.2
Product: Vitelline membrane outer layer protein 1
Source: RefSeq, marked reviewed
CUGAGAGCACUUUUCUCUCGGCAAACCAAUCGGCUCUUUGGAAGAGCUCUACUCAUCAUUGUACAAUGCUUCAUCCAUCAAUUGUUUGGAUGGUAUUUGGCGUGUGGACACUUGGUGUCAAGUCUCAAGUAAUUGUGCAAUCGCCCAAUAUUUCGACAUUUGGAACAUGGCAGCCAUGGGCAAGAUGUCCUGAAGGGCAAUAUGCAAAUGGAAUGAGAAUCAAGUUUGAAGAGUGGUCGGAGGAUGUCGAAAUUGCUGGACUCACUGCGGUGGAUCUUCGUUGUGCGGCUAAAGGUGGUCCACACAGUGAGGAAUCAGUGAUCAGUGGAGAAAGUGUCAGCGGAACUUGGCAAAAUGUGCAGUACUGCCCAGAUGACAAGGUCAUUGUCGGAUUCUCUCUGAAGGUGGAAGAGUUGCAAGGGAACUAUGACGACGCCGGAGCUCUAAACUUUGCAGCUUUUUGUGGAGCUCAAUUUGGAGCAAGGAACAGUAAGGUGGUACUUCAAGGCGACACAAAAUCCGUCACAAGAGGACACUGGACUGAGGAUCUCUACUGCCCAACUGGCUUUGCAGUCUGCGGAAUUCAGGCUCGAGUUGAGAAAAAUGAGACUCAAGCUGGAAUUGAUGAUACUGGUGUGAACAAUGUUCAAGUGGAAUGCUGCCCGGCACCAUAUGACUGUGAUGCAAGCUAUGAGGCUAAGGAAGUGGACAAGUAUCAGAAUAAUAAUGAUUACGAAACUUCCCACAAAGUGCUCGUCAAGUCAAAGUACGAAGGACCGGCUGCGGCGGACAAAACUGAACAAGAGUUUGUAGCCAAGAAAAUCAUGCUUUCCCUGAAAAAGAAGUAUGAGCAACUCGAGUUCAGCACUGCUCCAGCGGACUUUGUCUACACCCGAAACAAGCGUCAGGACACUGAUCCUGAUUAUGUCGAUGGUGGACUGGUUUUGGGAGAAGAUGAUCCAGAGAAGACCUCAGUUGCCCCAGAAGUUGAGUCCGUGGACUCCAAUGGUGAAGAUCUAGCUGCUUCCUCAAAUGGAGAAAUUUCUGAAAUUCCCACAGUUGAUCCAACUACCAGCGGUGAAAAUUCAGAAUCUGAUCCAGUUUUCGAAGUAGUGGAUCCAAGUUCGGCACCUCCGGCGGUGGCUAAUGCAGACGAAAACGCAUGGUCACAACAGGUCGAGCAAGGGAGCUCAGAGGCUCCAGUUGAGAUGACAGCUACUGAGGAUACAGCUGAGGAGACUAAUAACGAGUCUGAAGUCGAGGCAAGCACGGAAGCUCCAUUUGAGGUGGCGGCUACUGAAGAUUCAAACCAGGCUCCAGUUGACCCAAUCUUUACGGAAGCUCCAGCAGAAGGAUCGCAGGAGGAACAAACUUCAGAUGGUCCAGUGUUUAUUCCUGAAGAUGGAUCAGUUCAUUCCACGGAAGCUCCAUUUGAGGUGGCCGCUACUGAAGUUUCGGAAGUUACCCAUGGAAGCGGAAGUGGUCCAAUGCCAGAACAGACCGAUGAAGUUCCAGGACCAUGGGAGCCAGUGCCAUCUCCAGUUCCAGAACCAGAAGAUCCAGUUCCAAGACCAGAGCUUGCUACUACUACUGAGGGACUUCCAGUUCAAGAGCCAGAAGAUCCUAAUCCAAUACCAGAAGAUACAGUGCCGGGACCAGAAGACACAACUCCAGGACCAGCUGUAACUGAGGAAAUUCCAGAAGUACCAGAACCAACCGAAGAACCUCCGACUCCAACAGAUUCGGAAAUCGAUUCUCCAACUCCAGCUCCAGCACCGGGACCAGAACCAGAAUCCCCAUCCAACUACCACCGGCUGAGCAUUUCAAUGGACGAGCUGGAAGUAUUGGUUCAACAAGCAGUCGCUGGUCAGAAUAUGGUCAUCACUCUUCCGGUUCCAGCCCACAAGAAGUUGAUUGUCGAGCAGAUCGUUGUGAAGUGCGAUGAACAUGUCAUCAGCCUGCCAGCACUCAUUGUCAAACAUCGUUAGGUUCUUCAGUAGCCGAACUCUUGUCGAACUCUCUUUCUCUUUUUUUGUAGAAUAAAAUUGUGAUUUUUG